AUGAAACCGUGCCAGGAAGACGGGGCGGAUGCAGCUGCGGGAGACCCCUGGAAGGAGUGUUUCGAGGCGGCCGUGCAGCUGGCGCUCCGAGCCGGGCAGAUCAUCAGAAAAGCCCUUACUGAGGAAAAGCAUGUCUCAACAAAAACAUCAGAUGCAGACCUUGUGACAGAAACAGAUCACCUUGUGGAAGAUUUAAUUAUUUCUGAGCUUCGAACUCGGUUUCCUUCACACAGAUUCAUUGCUGAAGAGUCUGCAGCAUCCGGUGCUAAGUGUGUGCUCACCAGCAGUCCCACCUGGAUCAUUGAUCCUAUUGAUGGGACCUGCAACUUCGUGCACAGGUUUCCGACUGUGGCUGUCAGCAUCGGAUUUGCUGUGAAUCAAGAGCUGGAAUUCGGUGUGAUCUACCACUGCAUGGAGGAGCAGCUCUACACUGGGCGAUGCGGUCAGGGUGCUUUCUGUAAUGGCCAGCAGCUCCAGGCCUCCAGGGAGACAGAUCUCUCAAAGGCCUUAGUUUUAACCGAAAUAGGUCCCAAACGUGACCCUGCCACUCUGAAAUUGUUCCUGAGUAACAUGGAACGGUUACUGCACGCCAAGGCUCAUGGGGUCCGUGUGAUCGGGAGUUCCACCUUGGCCCUCUGCCACCUGGCUGCAGGUGCUGCAGAUGCCUACUAUCAGUUUGGCUUGCACUGCUGGGAUCUGGCUGCUGCUACAGUCAUCAUUCAAGAAGCUGGCGGGAUUGUGAUAGACACAUCUGGUGGGCCCCUUGACCUCAUGUCAUGCAGAGUGGUUGCUGCAGGCACCCGAGAAAUGGCAGUACUCAUAGCUCAGGCCUUACAAACUAUCAAUUAUGAGCGGGAUGAUGAGAAGUGA
Elephantulus edwardii (Cape elephant shrew) is the source of this 870-nucleotide messenger RNA. It is a transcript of the gene IMPA2, whose product is annotated as inositol(myo)-1(or 4)-monophosphatase 2. The transcript has 8 exons. Gene Ontology annotation, biological process: phosphatidylinositol phosphate biosynthetic process; signal transduction; inositol metabolic process. The record is from RefSeq and is a predicted model, not a curated record. The coding region runs from base 1 to 870 and encodes 289 amino acids. NCBI's taxonomy places the organism in Eukaryota, Metazoa, Chordata, Mammalia, Macroscelidea, Macroscelididae. Gene Ontology annotation, molecular function: inositol monophosphate 1-phosphatase activity.